Messenger RNA from Aaosphaeria arxii CBS 175.79, 1533 nucleotides. Its product is annotated as DUF1295-domain-containing protein. The record is from RefSeq and is a predicted model, not a curated record. The transcript is spliced from 2 exons. The coding region runs from base 150 to 1301 and encodes 383 amino acids. Gene Ontology annotation, cellular component: membrane. Lineage: Eukaryota; Fungi; Ascomycota; Dothideomycetes; Pleosporales.
UUACAUCCGGUACAACCAACUCGGGUGAUGGCUCUGCUCUUCCCAUCGUCGUUGUAGUAACCACAAGUACAGGUACAUAGCGGGACCAGCCCCAACCCGCUCUCCAAUUGACCACCCCUCACCCAUCAUCACCACCCACCGCCGCAACCAUGUCCUUCCUGGCGCCGCAAUUCAGCGCCCCUACCAUACCCAACGUCAAGUCCUUGUCCGACUGCGCCGACUUCUCUAAGACCGUCGCCCCGUACAUCCCGCAAUUGUACGAGCUACCGCACCAAUUACUGGCACAUUACAAUGAUCUCGAGGCUCUGAAACACAUCUACCUCACCACCAAUCCUCUCGUCACGUCGCUAGCGUUUGCUCUCUUCAACAGCGUCGUGGUCCUGAUCGUAUCGGAGAUCAACAAGAACUAUUCCCAGGUCGAUCGGCUGUGGAGUAUUCUCCCUGUGCUGUAUAACUGCCAUUAUGCGCUAUGGGCACACCUUUCGGGCCUCCCCACGCACAAAGUCGAUCAUGUCAUGGCCGUGACCGUUCUGUGGGGUGCAAGGUUGACGUUCAACUACUGGCGAAAAGGCGGCUAUACCAUCGGCUCUGAGGACUACCGCUGGGCGAUUGUCAAGGCAAAAAUCGGCUCAAUCCCAAUGUUUGUACUCAACGUCGUCUUCAUCGCUCUGUUGCAGAACCUCCUCCUUCUCGCGAUCACCUGCCCGACGUACAUCCUCCUGCUCUGCGGGCGCGUGAACAACGAAAUCAGCACGUACGAUAGCGUCUUCUCCAAGGGAAUGCUCUUCCUCGUCGUCAUCGAAUACUUCGCCGACCAGCAGCAGUGGAACUUCCACCAGGCCAAGUCGAAGUACCAAAAGACCGCCCAGCUGCCCAAGGAGUUCGGUUACAGCCGCGAGCAGCUCGACAGGGGCUUCAACACCACCGGCCUUUGGGCGUGGUCGCGCCACCCCAACUUCGCGGCCGAGCAGGCGUUCUGGAUCGCUCUGUACCAGUGGAGCUGCUGCGAGACGUGGAACUAUAUGAACUGGGCUUUCUUCGGCGCCAUUGGGUAUCUCUUCCUCUUCCAGGGUAGCACCUGGCUCACCGAGCUCCUCUCCGCGCAGAAGUAUCCCGAGUACAAGAUCUAUCAGAAGCGUGUGGGCAAGUUCCUGCUCAAGGGCGACACGAAGAGCAUGGAGGAGCCGAAGAACGAAAAGGAGCGCAAGUUGAUCGAGCAGCCGGCCAAGGGCAAGAGCACGGCCACGGGUAAGAGUACGGCGACGGCAACGGCAAGCAAGGGCAAGACCCGAAAGAGGUAGUGGAAUGAUUAUAGAUUUGGAUCUUGAUCUGUGGGGCAAGCGGAGGCUGUGCUUAUGCAUUGCAUUAUCCGGGAAGAAUUAUUUCAAGGGUUAUCUGAGGCAUAGCAUAGGAGUUGGGUGUCAAGUAUAUAGAGCAGUAUUGCGGCUAUAGACUAGACUUAGAACCGUAGAGUUCGUCGACAAGUGGUCAUUUAUCUAGAGUAGUUUCGAAUACUAAAAGUCAUGUGGCGCC